AUGCUUCGUUUUGCUUCCAAUUGCUGUCGCAGCAGUUUGCAGCAAGGAGGCUUGAACCAUAGGCUUGUAAUAACGAGUACUAGUAAUCUUCUUGCUCGUGCAAAAUCCUCAUUCGGAAUGAUGGAUAUAAAUUAUUUGCAUGGCAACAAACAUGCUUUUGAGCCUCAUAUGACAAACUCCUCAUCAGCCUUUUACUCGAUGAAUUUCAAAUCUCGUGCCAAUAUCGAUCAUAAAUUGGAUAAGAACCAUAACGAAAGCACAGCCACAUCAAACAAAGAAUCUAAUAACCUGAACUCAAUUUCAAAAGAACAAUCAGAAACCAAAAAGACUCCUUCACUCUCAGUCAUAAAAAAGUUAAUUAAUCUCGCAAAACCCGAAGCAAAACUGUUAGCUGUUGGAAUGGGAUGCCUUGCCAUCAGUGCAGCUGUCUCAUUAAUUUUACCAAUAGGAAUUGGUAGACUGGUUGACACACUUUCAUUGCCUCCCGAGCAAGCAAUUAAUCAAUUAAAAUUUAUAGGAUAUGGACUAACUGGAUUGUUUCUAGUCUCGGGUGUAGCUGUAAUUGGACGAUAUACUGCUGUACAAACUGCAGGUCAAAAAAUUCAAAAACGAUUGCGUCAAAAGUUAUUUGAUUCAUACAUGAGACAAGAUAUUGAAUUUUUUGACAAGACCAAAACAGGAGAAUUAGUGAACAGACUUUCAACAGACGUAGAAGUGGUAAGCGAAACAAUUACACACACCAUAAUUUCUGGUGUGCGUUCUCUCGUAGAAGCAACUGGUGGUAUAAUUUUAUUAUGCGUGUUGAGCUUUAAAUUAACUGGAGUGGCAGUUUCAAUAUUUCCGUUGUUAGGAAUUGGCGCAGUGAUUUAUGGUAAAUACGUAAAGAAGCUAUCAAAGAAUUAUUUGGAUGAACUAGCCAAAUCCACAGCAUUUGCACAAGAAAGAAUUUCAAAUAUUCGUACAGUGAGAUUGUUUUCUGCCGAGAAAAAAGAAGUGAAAAAUUAUGAAGACAAAAUUGAUCAUGUAUUCAAAUCAGGUCGACAACUGGGUAUUGCCCGAGGUGUAUUCUAUUCUGCGGUGAAUUUUGGAGCCAACAUGUCCAUGCUUGCCGUAUUAGCAUUGGGAGGUUUUGAUGUCAUUAGUGGAGCUCUCACUGUUGGAAAGCUUACAAGCUUUUUGUUGUACUCCGUUUACGUUGGAAUUUCCUUUACAAACCUGAGUCAAGUUUAUGGAGAUGUCAUGAAAGCAAUGGGAUCUAGUGAACGAAUUUUUGAACUCAUGCACCAAGCACCACGUAUUGAAAUUAGCCGAGAUCAUGGAAAGAGACUUGAUCAAGUGAUUGGAGCCAUCUCUUUUGAGAAUGUAACCUUUGCUUAUCCUCAAAGAAGCGAAGUUCAAGUGUUGAAAAAUUUCAAUUUACAAAUCAAACCAGGAGAUGUAGUUGCUUGUGUGGGAUCGAGUGGAAGCGGAAAGUCAACAAUACUGAGCUUGCUGAGUCGAUUUUAUGAUGUGAACCAAGGAAAAAUUACCAUUGAUGGUGUUGACAUUCGAGAACUUGAUGCAACAUGGUUAAGAACACACAUUGGAGUUGUAAGUCAAGAUCCAGUGUUAUUCGAUAUGAGCAUUGAAGACAACAUUCGAUAUGGAAUUCCGCAAGGGGUUGAGGUCACGAAGGAACAAAUUAUUGAGGCUGCAAAAAAGUCUAAUUGUCAUGAAUUCAUAAUGUCCUUCCCAGAUGGGUAUGCCACAAAAAUUGGUGAAAGAGGUUCUGCUCUUUCCGGCGGACAAAGACAGAGAAUCAGUAUUUGUCGUGCCAUAUUGUUAAAUCCAAAAAUUCUUGCUCUUGACGAAGCAACAUCUGCGUUGGACAGUGAAAGCGAGCACUUGGUUUCAAAAGCGCUCGAAGAAGUGAUGGCUGACAGAACUGUUAUUAUUAUUGCCCACAGACUGAGCACUAUCAAGAAUGCAGAUUACGUUGUCGUUUUAGAUGAAGGAAUGAUUAAGGAAACUGGUACCCAUGAGGAAUUGCUACAAAACGAUAAGGAUGGUAUUUAUCAUCGACUUGUAACAAGACAAAUCGUUGGAAUGAAAAAUUAA
This is a messenger RNA of Naegleria lovaniensis, 2097 nucleotides long. RefSeq lists its product as uncharacterized. Lineage: Eukaryota; Heterolobosea; Eutetramitea; Acrasida; Naegleriidae. The transcript has 4 exons. Gene Ontology annotation, molecular function: ATP hydrolysis activity; ATP binding; ABC-type oligopeptide transporter activity. Gene Ontology annotation, cellular component: membrane. Gene Ontology annotation, biological process: transmembrane transport. The record is from RefSeq and is a predicted model, not a curated record. Bases 1 to 2097 code for a protein of 698 amino acids.